This is a messenger RNA of Opisthocomus hoazin, 1719 nucleotides long. NCBI's taxonomy places the organism in Eukaryota, Metazoa, Chordata, Aves, Opisthocomiformes, Opisthocomidae. The record is from RefSeq and is a predicted model, not a curated record.
AUGGCGUUCGGGGCAGUGCUGGCACAGGUCGGUGGCCUGGGACGCUUCCAGGUGCUGCAGACGGCGCUGUUGGCCAUCCCCAUCCUGCUGAUGUCUCCUGAUGUCACCUUGGGGUCCCCUGAUGCCACCCGCAUCCCUGGUGCCACCCAUGUCACAACCAAUGGCACCCGCGUCCGGACUGAUGCCACCUUGGGGUCCUCCAUCGGCACCCUGGGGCCUGCUGGUGCCACCCUGGAGUGGCCCAAUGGCACCCUGGCGCGUCCCGAUGUCACCCUGGGGUCCUGCCGGCCCUACGGGACCUCGUCGCCCGCCAACGGCACCACCGGCCCUCGGCCCACCGAGCCCUGCCACGAUGGCUGGGAGUACGACCUCAGCGUCUACGUGGCCACCCUCGUCACCGAGUGGGACCUCGUCUGUGGCUACCGGCAGCUCCGGCAGAUGGCCCAGUCUGUCUACAUGGCCGGGGUCCUGGUGGGCGCCCUGGUCCUGGGGGGCCUCUCAGACAAGUUUGGGCGCAAGGCCAUGUUGAUGUGGUCCUACCUGCAGCUGGGGGUGAUGGGGACCUGCACGGCCUUUGCCCCCAACUACGCGUCCUACUGCGUCUUCCGCUUCGCCGGUGGCAUGGCCCUCUCCGGCGUCGGCCUCAGCAUCGCCUGCCUGGUGGUGGAGUGGAUCCCCACGCCCUACCGCGCCGUCACCGUGGCCAUCACCGGCUUUGCCUACACCCUGGGCCAGAUCCUGCUGGCUGGCUUGGCCUACGCUGUCCCCCACUGGCGCUGGCUCCAGCUCACCGUCUCCGUGCCCUACUUCGUCUUCCUCCUCUACUCCUGGUGGUUGGCUGAGUCUGCCCGGUGGCUGGUGCUCUCGGGGAAGGCUGACAGGGCUGUGAAGGUCUUGCAGCGAGUGGCCAUGAUGAACAAGAAACAGGAGGAAGGGGAGAAGAUCACGGUGGAGAUCCUGAAGUCCAACAUGAAAGAGGAGUUGGCCGGUCUGAAGUCCUCCUACACCAUCUCUGACCUGGUCCGGACCCCGGUCAUCCGUCACAUCUUCUUCUGCCUCUCCAUCAUCUGGUUCUCCAUCAGUUUCUCCUACUACGGGCUGGCCAUGGACCUGCAAAACUUCGGCGUCAGCAUUUACCUCAUCCAGGUGAUUUUUGGUGCCGUUGACUUCCCAUCCAAAGUGGUGGUGACCAUCGCCGUGAGCUACAUCGGCCGGCGGGUGUCUCUCAUGGUGGCCCUCAUCUCGGCGGGGCUGGUCAUCAUCGCCAACAUCUUUGUCUCCACAGAGCUGCAGAUGGUGCGCACGGCGCUGGCCGUCAUCGGCAAGGGUUGCCUCUCCGCCUCCUUCAACUGCGUCUUCCUCUACACCACCGAGCUCUACCCCACGCCCAUCAGGCAGACCGGGUUGGGCUUCGGCAGCACCAUGGCCCGAGUCGGUGGCAUCGUGGCGCCGCUGGUGAAGAUGAUGGAUGAGUACUACCCCUUCUUGCCCCCUGCCGUCUAUGGGGUGGCCCCCGUGGUGGCGGCCGUGGUGGCCAGUUUCCUCCCGGAGACCCUCAACGCGCCACUGCCCGACAGCAUCGAGGAGGUGGAGAGCAGGUGGGCAUCCCCUCCUCCUCCUCCUCUUCCUCCCUCCAGGGCCAAACGGAAGAAGGCAGAUGACCCCAAAGAGAAGAUCCCACUCCAGACCCAGGACAAGGCCCUGCUGAAGGAGGCCUGA